This is a messenger RNA of Xyrauchen texanus (razorback sucker), 2271 nucleotides long. Its product is annotated as GPALPP motifs-containing protein 1-like. The transcript is spliced from 8 exons. The coding region runs from base 76 to 1302 and encodes 408 amino acids. Lineage: Eukaryota; Metazoa; Chordata; Actinopteri; Cypriniformes; Catostomidae. The record is from RefSeq and is a predicted model, not a curated record.
UUUUAAAAAGUCGUGGCAUGUUUCUCAUUUUGUGAACGAAUUAAUGUCUGUUUUAUUUUGUAUGAUAAUUUAGCGAUGUCGAACCGAAACAUAAAUGGACCCGCUUUGCCACCGACGAUAGGAAAAAGCAAAAGUGAUAUUUCGGAUGAAGAAGGCGAUAUCAUAGGUCCAGCUUUGCCUCCACUGUAUAAAGCUGUAGACUUCUCCAGUUCAUGUGAGGACAGUGAUCAAGAAGAAGUCGUGUUUAAGAGGGCCAAAUACUCAUCAUCAAGGAACCGUUCUUCUUCAAACAGCAGCAGGGGCUUCUUGGAAGAAGAGAUGGAUACAAAGCAAACUGUAAAGGAUGAUAAGGAUGAUGGUGGUUUCUUUGGUCCAGCUCUGCCACCGGGAUAUCAAAAGCAAGACAGGUCACCAGAACGGCCACUUGUACUAGGACCUGCGCUCCCUCCGGGAUUUAGAGGACAAGAUGAAGAUGAAGGUGGGGCAAAAGAUAAUACCAGAGGAUUUUUAGGGCCAGCUCUACCCCCAGGAUAUCAAAAGCAAAAGGGAUCACCUGAACGGCUAUCUGUUGUAGGAUCUGCACUCCCUCUAGACUUUAAAAGACGAGAUGACGAUGAAGAGGGAGAACAUUUUGAUGCCAGAGGAGUUUUAGGACCAGCUCUGCCGCCAGGUUAUAAGCCAGAGAUGUCAAGCAGUGAAGAGGAGGAUGAUAAUGUCAUUGGACCCAUGCCAGCAAUAGGGGCAGCCCAGGAUUCUGUGGCAUUGGACUUUGAACGAAGAGCUCAAAAGAUGAAAGACAAACUUACAGGAGUAGAUACUGGCCCAGCAGUGCUUGCCAGAGAGAGCUGGAUGACAGAGUUGCCUCCAGAGUUGCAGCAUGUGGGCUUGGGUGCACGUACUUUUAAGAAAAGAUCAGGCCCAGAGAACAAAGACCGCACAAUCUGGACUGACACUCCUGCUGACCGUGAGCGAAAAGUCAGGGAGCGACUAGAGGCUAAGGAAAAGGGUGAAUCUCCCAAGGAUGAUGCUCCUCGCCCCUCUCAGAAAGAACUUGAGAUGGCUGAAAAAGUUUCAAAAUAUAAUGAGUCGAAACGUGGAGAAUCUCUCAUUAGUAUGCACACUAAAAAGAUGAAGAGGAAAGCUGAGGAGGAUGCCAAUAAGCCUGUGGAGAGAAGACCCUUCGACAGAGACGCUGAUCUCCAGGUCAAUCGCUUUGACGAGGCUCAGAAAAAAGUCUUGCUCAAGAAGUCACAGGAACUGAACACUCGCUUUUCACAUAGCAAAGACCGCAUGUUCCUAUAAGGGACAUUAACUAAAGUUAUCUAGUGUUGUCAAGGACAACAUUUUUAAAGGAAAUUGGAAUCAUCCUCACCAUCAUCAAACAUUAUGUACCAUUUUGAAAAGUAUAUGUAAAUGCUGGUCUGACCAUUCCUUUUAUACACUCCUAUCUGUUUUAAGAGAUAUUGCUUUUCUGUAAAUGUGUGACUGUUCUGAAACCUGUUUUUAUUGAUACUUAAUAAUUAAUACUGUGAACUGAAAAAAAACUGCCAUUUACUCACUCUCAUGACUUAAUCAACUCCAUGUCGUUUUUUCUUCUUCCGUGGAACACAAAAUGGAAAUUUUAGGCAGGAUGUCAGUUCACUUCACUUUCACUGUAGGUGAAAAAUGAUGCAAUGAAAGCCAAUGCUGACUAAGGCUAACAUUCUUCCUGACGUAUUUUUGUGUUCCACAAAAGAAAGUCAUAUGUUUAGUGUAGGACAACGUGAGGAUAAAUGAUGGCUCAAUUUUCAUUUUUGGGUGAAUUAGCCGUGACCGACCUGUGUCCAGUGAUACCCUAAGAUUUUGCUUGCAUUAUUCCAAUGAAGUUAAAUAUUGCUACUGACAGUUUUAUGUUAAUGGGUCAUAUAUUGUGUACCAGAGCAUACUUAUCAGUUCACCGAUAGUUUUCAGGAGCAAAAAAAUUUAAGGGAGUCAUAAUUCUUUUCAAAGUAUUGUUCAUGUUCCCUUAUAAUUAGCUUCUGUUAAGCAGAUUCUGAUCAACGUUACCAGUAAAAGUGGGCUGGCUGAAAUGUGGUAUUAAUGCAUGUUUCAUUGUUUGAUAUCUGUUCUUAUGCUUUUGUAACUAAUAUGUUAGGAUCUGAAACUAAAAAAACAUUUUUUUUCACUUGUCAAUAAAUACUUCUCAAAGCAUGUUCACUUUAACCACAUUUAGGGUUGCCACCUUGGCCCUGUGAAAUUCCUGGACACCUGAUCAAUGACCGAAAAACAUUG